CCUCAAUCUUCUUAUUCCCCCAAACAAACAACACAACGGCUAAAAUCUUCUUCUCAACGAUGGGUCAGAACAACAAGGACGACAACAAGAAGUCCAAGGAAAAGAAAGGAUCGGCAAGCAACAACAAAGGUGGAGGAGACGGUGAAACUGUUCGUGGUCAAUCAGUCCAGGCAAAAGCUCAAAGCCCAGCUCGCAAGACGAUCGCAAAGAGGCAAAAGGCACCAACUUCGUCAAAGAAGGCAAAAAGUGGACGUCGUCGUUCUGUUAGCAGCGGAGGAAGUGCGAAAUUGAGAAAGCGCAAGCCAAAGCGCACAUUCAAUUAUUGUAUGGAUUUCUUCGACCGCAUUGCUUCUGAGGCUGGUGGACUCUCCCUCAUCAGUAAGAAACCAACUCUGUCUCUUCGAGAUAUGCAAAGUGCAACGAAAAUGGUUUUGCGUGGCGAGCUUUGUCUUCAUGCACUCAAUGAGGGCAAAAAGGCUGUGAAGAAGAUUGAGAUGGAAGGAAAGAUGAAGGCUAAAUGA
Meloidogyne enterolobii is the source of this 521-nucleotide messenger RNA. Lineage: Eukaryota; Metazoa; Nematoda; Chromadorea; Rhabditida; Meloidogynidae. The record is from the annotation of a GenBank genome assembly.